GCACAAGAUCCCGAAAGCAUUUGCUGUUUCUUCUCCUGUUUCUCUGUUUAUCUCGCAGGCGAUAAGUGAGCGAAGAAGAAGAACUUGCUGUUUGAUCGCUGACGAUGUCGAGAAAGUUGAAGAUCGAUGCCAUCGAGUUCCUUAGAGGCCGUGUCUACCUUGGUGUGUACGACUAUACCCCAGAGGACACCGAGAAGAUUGUCUACUUCACAGUAGAGCAGUCGUUGCCGUACAAUGCCUUCCAUUUGGAUUUUGGUCCCAUUCACAUUGGUUACUUGUACAGAUUUGCAGUUGUGUUGCACAACAUCUUGAACGAGGAGGACAACCAAGGCAAGGCUAUCGUGUUCUAUUCGUCUAAGGACAGCAGGGCAAGAACCAAUGCUGCGUGUCUUCUAGCGUCGUAUAUGAUUUUGGUUCAGUCUUGGUCUCCACAUCAAGUGCUCCAGCCUCUAUGUCAAGUUGACCCGCCGUUUAUGGGUUUCAGAGAUGCCGGCUAUUCGCAUGCCGACUUUGAAAUCACCAUUCAGGAUAUUGUUUAUGGGUUGUGGAGAGCACGAGAAAGAAAGAUGAUAGAUUUGACCGACUUCAACUUGGAAGAAUAUGAAAGGUACGAAAGAGUCGACCAGGGUGAUUUCAACGUCAUAUCAAAGGACUUCAUUGCCUUUGCAUCUCCUCAGCAGCCAAAGAGUGGCUCCAUCAGCACCCCUUUUAGAAAUGUCUUGGAGUACUUCCAAAAAAAUGAUGUUCAAAUGGUUGUUCGUCUGAACUCGCACCUCUACAACAAGAAUGAAUUUGAGAAAAGAGGCAUUCAACAUUUAGACAUGAUCUUUGAUGAUGGAACUUGUCCAACAAUGGACAUCGUUAGAGAUUUCAUAGGUGUUUCAGAAGGUGUUAUCAAAAACGGUGGUAAGAUUGCAGUUCACUGUAAAGCCGGUUUGGGCCGUACUGGUUGCCUAAUCGGUGCUCAUUUGAUCUAUACCCAUGGGUUUACUGCGAACGAGUGUAUCGCAUAUAUGAGAAUGAUUAGACCAGGUAUGGUUGUUGGUCCCCAACAGCACUGGCUCUACUUGCACCAGAAUCAGUUUAGAGAAUGGAAAUAUACCAUGGUGUUGGACAACAUUCCAUCGGAAAGAUUAAACGGUUUCUCCAGCUUGGUGAGUUACGAGGACUUUAAAAAGAGAAGAUCAGUGGAAAAGAAAACCAUGGACUCACCAGCGACACCGGUUAGAAGGAAAAUCAGCAUUGGAACAAGCAAUCUACACAAGAGCGUACACAAGGCUGUCCCGAUAAAAUCACCUGGUCAGCCUAGAAAAUCACCAGAGACUAUUCACAUCAACAAUAACUCUGACUUAGAUGAUGAUGACGACGACGACAAUACCUCUUUCCAUUCAACAAAGGAAAACAUUCCAGAUCAUGAGUUUACAGACAAGCCGAAAGUCUCAUAUACAAAGACUGUCACAACGACAAAGACCACCACGAUUUCCUCACCACCGGGCACAAAGGACCUUGCGAUCGGCAGUACACUUCCAAAGACGAGAAGAGUGGCCAGUGGCUCUCGUGUGAGAUCCAGGUUGUCCAGUGCCAACGGCAACGGUGUGAUUGGUAACGCUGGUAUCAGAAAGACCUCCAAUACCGUAAGACCAGGAAACUCCUACUUGAAGUGAUUUGGCUCUACUCUGUUUUACCAUAACAUUUAUUCUGAUCUGAUUAAUACCAGGAAGUUAGAAAACAUUG
This is a messenger RNA of Williopsis jadinii, 1734 nucleotides long. RefSeq names its product phosphoprotein phosphatase CDC14 (gene CDC14). The transcript has 2 exons. Gene Ontology annotation, cellular component: spindle pole; nucleolus; centrosome. Bases 105 to 1664 code for a protein of 519 amino acids. Gene Ontology annotation, biological process: positive regulation of cytokinesis; microtubule cytoskeleton organization; regulation of exit from mitosis. The record is from RefSeq and is a predicted model, not a curated record. NCBI's taxonomy places the organism in Eukaryota, Fungi, Ascomycota, Saccharomycetes, Phaffomycetales, Wickerhamomycetaceae. Gene Ontology annotation, molecular function: protein tyrosine/serine/threonine phosphatase activity; protein serine/threonine phosphatase activity.